Messenger RNA from Eublepharis macularius, 798 nucleotides. Its product is annotated as vomeronasal type-2 receptor 26-like. Lineage: Eukaryota; Metazoa; Chordata; Lepidosauria; Squamata; Eublepharidae. The transcript has a single exon. Bases 1 to 798 code for a protein of 265 amino acids. Gene Ontology annotation, biological process: G protein-coupled receptor signaling pathway. The record is from RefSeq and is a predicted model, not a curated record. Gene Ontology annotation, molecular function: G protein-coupled receptor activity. Gene Ontology annotation, cellular component: membrane.
AUGGCCUUCUUUGCACUACUCUUGUCCCUGACCACAGGCGUUGUUUUAGGAAUCUUCUUUAAAUUCCUGGAAACUCCAGCUGUCAAGGCCAACAACCGGGAUCUCUCCUACAUUCUUCUCGUCUCCCUCCUGCUCUCCUUCCUGUCCUCCUUUCUCUUCAUUGGUCAGCCUGGGAAGGUGACCUGCCUCCUCCGCCAGACUGCCUUCAGCAUCAUCUUCUCUGCUGCCAUCUCUUCCUUGCUGGCCAAAACCAUCACGGUGGUGGUGGCCUUCAUGGCCACAAAGCCAGGGAGCACGAUGAGGAAAUGGCUGGGGAAGAGCUUGGCAAACUCCACUGUCAUGACCUGCUCUGGCCUUCAAGUGGCCAUUUGCAGUGUCUGGCUGGGAAUCUCUCCCCCCUUCCCAGACUCCGACAUGCACUCCCAGCCUGGACAGAUCACACUGCAGUGCAACGAAGGGUCUGUCGCCAUGUUUUAUACGGCCCUUGGCUACAUGGGCUUCCUGGCUGCUGUCUGUUUCACGGUGGCUUUCCUGGCCAGGAAGCUGCCUGGUUCGUUCAACGAAGCCAAGCUGAUCACCUUCAGCAUGCUGGUCUUCUGUAGCGUCUGGGUGUCUUUUGUGCCCACCUACCAGAGCACAAAAGGGAAAUACAUGGUAGCCGUGCAGAUCUUCUCCAUCCUGGCCUCAAGUGCUGGCUUGUUGGGCUGCAUCUUCCUUCCCAAAUGCUACAUCAUUGUCCUGAGGCCUGAUCUGAACACAAAGGUGCAUAUAAAGAUGAGAAAAAAAGAAAAUAUGUGA